GGGUACGCCUAGCGCUGCUGCGAGCCGACAUGCUCAGCGCAUACGCGCGCAUCGCUGCCGCGGCUGGCCGGCAACAGCCACGCGGUCUGUCCGCGGCUGACGGCAGCACCAACGGCAGCUCCAGCGGCAGCAGCAGCAGCAAUGGUGAUGGCGGUGACAGCAACAGCAACCGUGGCAAGGGGGAGGGUGACAGAGGUGGCGAGGGGACGGGUGGCUACAGCAAGACGCAAGCGCAGCUUCACGCCUAUGCGGUAAUGAUCAGCACCGCGUUAAUUCACGAUCUAAUUCUUGCAGCCGACCAGACCUGUGGGUUUGCCGAGCUGCUGACCGCGCUCGAACGCACACAGCUGCUCGAGCACCAAGCCGGUGCCAUCCUGCGUCUGGCGUCAGCGCCGGCGUCGGCGUCGGCGGCAGGGCGGCAGGCGGCAGCGCAGACAGCAGCAGCUGCCGCAGCGGCAGCAGACGCAACGUUCGCGGCCUUGGCAAUGGAGGAAGGAGCUGCGCCCGGCGGGUCGCCGCAGCAGGCCGGCGGCAGCAGUAGCAGCACCGGCGGCAGUAGCAGCAGCGGGCUGGCUCCCGCGGUUGCAGCCGUCGUUGCGGCGAGACCAUUCAUUGGGCUCGUCUCUCGGCUGGUGUGGCCUCCAAGUAACGGGCCCGUGAGUCUGGAACGCCUGGCGCCGGCGGCAACAGGGGCGGCGGCCGGGCCGCUGGCGGCGGCGGUGGCAGCACCUGCUGCUGCCGCCGGCCGUAGCCGUGCUAGCAGCGGCCAUGGCAGUAGUAGUGGAUGCGUUGGUCAGGGCGGGAGCAGUAGCAGCAGUGCUAGCGAUGGCAGUAGCAGCGUGCGGCCCGCAGAACAUGAGGCCACGGCAGCGCCGUCGCCGUCGCCCGCUGCUGAGAGGGCUGAGGCGUUCUAUCUGUCGGAGCUGCCGCGUGUGCGGUCGCUUCUGAGCGGUCCGUGUGUGCAGCUACUGCUGGCCUGGGUUUGGGCCUGCGUGCAGAAGAGUGUGACGGCUACUAACGUGGCAGGCGGCGCACAAACUGCCGCCGCCGGCAGCGGAUCAGCCGCCGCCGCCGCCGCCGGGGCUGCAUCUGCUGCGGCCGGGGGUGCACGCGGGGCGGCGGACCUGCUGGACUGGCGGCAGAGGCGGCGCAUAACACAGAACCCGACGUCCCCGCCGCUGCCGUUGCCACAGCCAAUGCGGCAGACGCUACGACUGCCGCGCGAGCUGCCAGUGAGGCCGGUGGUGCAAGUCGACGCACUGCCGGGCGCCGGCGACGGCAGCGGCAUUGACGACAACCGGCAGCGGAUGCUGAAGAGGGUGAUGCAGAUGGCGGUGGGGGUGAUAAAUGUCAUGCAAGUCACAGUCGGUGGCGGCGGCGCGCCCCGCCGCCGCCGCAGCGGGUUAGGCAGCAGCAGCCCGGCGGCCGCCGCGGCAGCUGUAGCGGCCUCCGACCUCGCCGCCACCGCGCCCCAGCAGCCGCAGCAGCCGCAGCAGCUACAGCCACAGCCGGCGGCGCCAAGUAGGGCAAGGCGGGACAGCGGUGGCGGCGGCGCGCGGGCCGCGACACCUGUCGCUGCCGCCACCCUUCCCGCGCGCCACGCCUACAGCCUCCUGCUCACGACGCUUCCCGACUUUGUUUUGGUAGCGGCGCCGGCGCCGCCGCUUCAGGGGCUGCUGAGCGUUGGGUCCCACGUGCUGCUCCGGCUGCUGACGGAGCUGCCGCCGCGCCAGGCAGCGGCGCGGCUGCCGGGGCUGUGGCAGCUCCUCGUGAGGCUGUUGCCCGUGGAGCUCGAGGAAGUCAUGUGCGAGGCAGUUGGAAGAGCGCUGCAGCUACAGACGCAGCCUGUGGGCUUUGAGGGCCCGGCAGCGUUGGGCCAGGCAGCAGCGCAGCUGCCGCAGCGGGCAGCAGUAGCAGCGGCGCCAGCGGCGCCGCAGCGGGCUGUUGCAGCCGCGGCUGCUGCCACAGCUCCUGCCGUGGCAGCAGCAGCCGGUCCCUGCUACAGCCUGCGCUGCGCGCUGGACGCUGGGCUACUGCCAGCGCUGGAGCGAGCGCUGCGCAACCCAGCGGCGUGGCCGCCCCCCAACCCCAGCGCGCGCCACGAGGGCGAACAGCCGCCGCAGCUCAACGACCUGGUGCAUGCAGUGUUCCAGGGCUCGUGUGCCGUGCCGGCGCUGCUGGCACACGGAGACCUGGCGGACGCGGCGAGCCUGGUGGCGACCCUGGGCGCGGCGGCGCGAACGGUUCUGUGCCCCAGGUCGCAGCAGCAGCAGCAGCAAUUGGAUGCCUUGUUCAUGGGGGAAACGGCCGUGACCGCCGGCAUCCUUAUUGAGAGUGUGGUGGAGCAGCUGUGCGCGGCUUUGGACAUGCAGGUGGCGAAGCCGACACGAGCCACGCCGGGGUUGGCAUCUGCGUCAUUGUCAAUGGCAAUGGCGGCUAGAGGCGGCGGUAGCAGCGACGGCAGUAGCAGCCGCAUGGCUGGCGGUGGUAGCCCUGGUAGCCCUGGCAGCACCAGCACCAGCAGUGGCAGUAGCAGCACAAGCAGCAACACAACCAGCACCAGCAGUGGCAGUAGCAGCACAAGCUGCCGGCUGCUGGAAACCCAUGGGCGCCCAACGGCCGACCAAGAGGCCGCACCCGCGGAAGGCUUGGCGCUCAUAGCGGCGCUGGGCGGCGCGCCGCCGCCAGGCUCGCCGGCGGCGGCGCAGCAGGCGCUGCUCGCGUCCUUCGGGCUGCAGCAGUGGCUUCCGGUCCUGAUUUUCUUGGCAGGCCACUGUGUUGCUGCUGACGUGUUGAUGAUGAGUCAUCAAGCGCCGGCGGUGGGGCACAACGACCCAAGCACGCAGGUGUGUCAUCGCAUGCUGUUCAGCGCCUUGCGUCCAGCCACGCGCGUGAUGCUGGCGGUGGCGGCGGCCGCCGGCGAACCAAGCGGGGAGGCGGCGGCUGCAGUCCCGCAGGGACGAAUGGACGCCUGGCGGCGCGUGAUGCUACAGCCCUGCGCCAGCGCCGUGCAGCGGCUCGUGGUAAUGAUGGUGUUGCUGGCGCAGCAAGGCGACGCCGCCGCCGCCGCCGCCGUCACGAUUCCCCCGGAGCUGGAGGCGGCAAUGUUGGAUCUCAUCACUGCCUAUCUGGCAGUGUGCGGUCCGGAGCUCGGAAUGAAGCUGCUGUACACGCGGGUACCGCCCAUGCAAGUGGUGAUGUCGUCAGAGGCAGUAGCGGCGGUCGUGCCGCAGCCGGCGGGCGGUCCUGCUACUGCCGCAACAGGCGGCGGGCGUGGUCGCGCUCGCGCCGGCCGCGCCGGGCGUGGUGGCAGUAGCAGCAACAACAGCAGUAGCAGCAGUAGCAGCAUCAGUCCCGCCGCCGCCACGCCACCGACACAGGAAAUGCUGGUUGGCUCGUGGCUUGUAAUGGCAGCGCUGCGGCAGGGCAGCCGUGGCGGCGCAUUCCUCACAUAUAUGAACUGGGCGGGGCGGGCUCAGCUGCUGUCGCCCUCCCAGGCGGCGGCGGCGGCGGCGGCGGCGGCCGCAGCCACGGCGGCAGAAGCAGCUGCGAGGCCGGACAAUGGCCGGCGGCGCAGUAGCCCUGCCGCCGCUGCAGGUACAGCUACCGCUUCCGAUGGUACUGCCGCUGCUGCCAGGGCUCCUGCUGCGCAACCUUCUUUUGCUGCUACUGCCGUUGCAGAUAUGGGCACGUUAUUGGUGUUGCACGCGGAGGCGGCGCUGCAACUGCGGCGUGUGCUGCUGCGAGACCCGGCCUGGCAGCGGCGUUACGGACCGCCUAUGUCGUGGCUGCUGUCGCCUGUUGAGAUGGAGGUGCGGCUGCGGCGGGGCGGUGUGGUGCCGGGUGGCGGGGCCUGGUGCUGUGACGGCGAGGCGCGGCCCAUGGUGAGCGGCGGCGGCGUAGGUGGCAGCGGCGAUGGCGGAGGCAACAGUAGCGGUGCGGGGGCGGCAGCCGCGCAGGGCAGCAGCGGUGGUGACGACUGCGUCCUCCUGUGUGGCAACCCCGACUGCUGCAGCCUGGACGGCCCCAGUGCGUUGAUCCCGCCGGGCGGCGGCAAGCUGUGCAGCAGGUGCAAGGCGGUGCGGUACUGCUGCGGCGCCUGCCAGCUGGCGCACUGGCGCGAGGGCGGGCACAGCGCGGCGUGUGCGCGGAUGGCGGCAGCGGUGGCGGCGGCACCUGCAGGUCCUGUGGCGGAUACAGGGGCGGCGUAGCAGCCAGCGCAGUAAUGGUUGCUGCAGGAGUUAUCAGCUAAUGCUACGCUUCUAGAUUGGACAAUACGAGUUGAGCACUGACUGUUCUAUGGAGCAAGUAGUACCAUAUUGAGACUGUUGUGGCAUUGCGUUGAUUGAGAAGGGUAGCAACUGCAGCAUGUCAGUCGAUCGUGUGAGGUUGCGGUAGUGAGUUGGCGGCACCUGUGAGCCUCUGCUGCUCCGUUACCGUGCCAACAAGAGUCGUGGUUCGUGCGGUGUGCAGCUAGCACUGUGGGAUGCGGGUGCGGAGGC
Molecule: messenger RNA, 4502 nt
Organism: Chlamydomonas reinhardtii
Lineage: Eukaryota; Viridiplantae; Chlorophyta; Chlorophyceae; Chlamydomonadales; Chlamydomonadaceae
Exons: 1
Coding region: 30-4211 (1393 amino acids)
Molecular function (GO): kinase activity
Source: RefSeq, a predicted model, not a curated record